CUCUGGAUGACGUUCUUGCAUUUAAAAGCCAAGUACUGUGGCCGUUAUUUAAUAUUGUAAUACCGUUGAAGUGUAAGAGGACAGCAUAUUAAGAAAAUCAGAUAUUAUUUCUCAGAGUGGACGGCAAGUGGCAGCCAGAGAAUGGUUCAAAUGUUGGGGCUUCUCUCGACGGCUGCUUUGCCUUUACGGAUCGCAGUAAAACCUUGUGUACGCAGUUCAGUGGUGUCAGCAAGGAAUGUAUUUGUGCUGCCCGUCUACCGUGGCUGUUCUGUAAGGAUUCUUGCACAAAAUAAGUUGUCAUCUCAUGGAUUCUAUUCAUCUCAUGGACUACUAUACUCCGCUGAGCUUCCAAAAGAGGGUAAAGGGAAGGAAUCACGUGGCAGGGGAGGCCGUCGAAGUGGCAGCAAAAGAGCAGGGAAAGAUUGGUGGAGCCGCAUGAAGAUGGGAGACAUCCCAUGGGAUGAGAAGGAGUUCCUUGCCCUGGCAAUGCUAGUAACUGGGAUAUCAUCUGCCGCACUCUACUAUCAGUUCACUGACACAGCCAAGGAGAUCACCUGGAAGGAAUUUGUCUAUCAUUACCUUAGCAGAGGAAUGGUUGACCGUUUAGAGGUUGUCAACAAACAGUAUGUGAGAGUCAUUCCAUUACCAGGGGCUGAUGAGAGCCAUGUGUGGUUUAACAUCGGUAGUGUGGACACCUUCGAGAGGAACUUGGAGGCGGCUCACCACGAGCUGGGUGUGGAGUCCUCUCAUAGGGCAGCUGUUGUGUACAGCUCAAAAAAUGAUGGGACAUUAUUGAUGCGUGUGAUCCCCACCCUGGGGUUGAUUGGUUUCCUGCUCUUCUCCCUGCGACGGGGACCAAUGGGAGGUGGUGAUUGGACCGCCUUCACCCCAUUCAGUAUCAGGGAAUCACCAGCGAAGAUGAUGUACAACAUCAACACCAAGUUCAAGGAUGUGGCCGGCUGUGAGGAGGCCAAGUUGGAGAUCCUGGAGUUUGUUAACUUCCUGAAGAACCCCCAGCAGUACCUGAACCUGGGGGCCAAGAUCCCAAAGGGUGCUGUGCUCUCUGGACCUCCAGGCACAGGCAAGACCCUGCUGGCCAAAGCCACAGCAGGAGAAGCCAAUGUCCCCUUCAUCACAGUCAAUGGCUCAGAGUUCCUGGAGUUGUUUGUGGGUGUUGGGCCUGCCAGGGUGAGAGACAUGUUUACCUUGGCCCGGAAGAACGCCCCCUGUAUCCUGUUCAUAGAUGAGAUAGACGCAGUGGGCCGCAAGAGGGGCGGGGGAAAUUUUGGGGGCCAGAGUGAGCAGGAGAACACACUCAACCAGCUGCUAGUGGAGAUGGAUGGGUUCGAUACCAGAACUAACGUGGUUGUCCUGGCGGGUACCAACAGACCGGACAUCUUGGAUCCUGCACUAAUGAGGCCUGGUAGAUUUGACAGGCAGAUUUACAUAGGCCCACCUGACAUCAAAGGCAGAGCGUCCAUCUUCAAAGUGCACUUACGGCCCAUCAAACUGGACCCUGCUAUGGCCAAAGACGGAUUGGCCAGGAAGAUGGCUGCCGCCACACCAGGCUUCACUGGAGCCGACAUAGCUAACGUGUGCAACGAGGCUGCCCUAAUCGCUGCUAGACACCUCAACCCACAUGUGGAAGGAAAACACUUUGAGCAGGCCAUCGACAGGGUCGUCGGCGGUCUUGAGAAGAAGACCCAGGUGCUGCAGCCCAAUGAAAAGAAGACUGUUGCAUACCAUGAGGCUGGACAUGCAAUUGCGGGCUGGUUCCUGCAACAUGCUGACCCACUGCUGAAGGUGUCCAUCAUCCCCAGAGGGAAGGGGUUAGGGUAUGCCCACUACGUUCCCAAGGAGCAAUACCUGUACACGCGGGAGCAGCUGUUUGACAGGAUGUGUAUGAUGCUGGGAGGACGUGUGGCUGAAAAGGUCUUCUUUGAGAAAAUCACCACAGGAGCUCAGGAUGACCUGAAGAAGGUCACCCAGUCAGCCUACGCACAGGUAGUGCAGUUUGGGAUGAGUGAGAAGAUAGGCCAGGUGUCGUUUGACCUGCCUCAGCAGGGGGAGAUGGUGAUGGAUAAACCUUACAGCGAGGCCACGGCAGAGCUCAUAGACCAGGAGGUCAGAGACCUGGUGGACAGCGCCUACCAGAGGACCAUGGAGCUCAUUGUGGAAAAGAGGGAGUGUGUGGACAUGGUGGGGAAGCGUCUCCUAGAGAAGGAAGUCCUGUACAAGGCGGACAUGUUGGAGCUGCUGGGGCCACGGCCGUUUGAGGAGAAGUUGACAUAUGAGGAUUUUGUGGAGGGGACUGGCAGUUUUGAAGAGGACACCAGCCUGCCAGAGGGCCUGAAGAACUGGAACCAGGAGAGGGGACGUAGCUGAGGAGCCUGCCCCAGUUAAGGAGAAACGGAGCCAAUAGGCAGGACACCCAGUGACUGGCGACCUCUUAGGUUUUAGGUUGUCUCAGCACAACAUGCAUCACUUCAAUCAUGUAGCCUAGGCAGAAGGGAGGUUUGGGUGGACUUAGCGUAAUAGUGUCCAGGGACAUAUUUAUCUGAGUUCAAAGUAAACUUUCAAGCCCGAUUUCAGAUCUUUGAAUGCCAUAUUUGGGGUGAGACACGUUUUACUCAAAGGAAGAAUAUGAUUGACAGCAGACUCAUUGAGAUUUGCUCUUUUUAGGAGUUUGAUUUACUUCUCUCCCCACAUGUUUGUCAUAACUGAAUCAUGUACAGUUGGGUACAAAAUGAUUGGCACCCUUGAUGAAGAUGAGCAAAAAAUACAAAGGGAGCUAUAUUUUAUGCAACUUUUUUAUAAUACAAUUGCUCCGAGAAGGAUAAUUGAAUUAACAAGUGAUAUUUUCUGUUGAAAAAGAUGGGGGGGGGGGGGGAUUAUUGGCACCCUGGUUUUCAAUAUCUCACCUUGCGAGGAUAAGGGCACUGAACUUUUCCUAAAAUGUUUUAUGAGAACGCAUUGGGAGGGAUCUUAGACUAUUACUCCAUACUGAAUCUUUCCAGAUCCUUGAUAUUCUUUGUCUGCCCUUAUGGACUGCCCACUUCAAUUCAAACCACAGGUUUUUGAAUGGGGAUCAAGUCCGGAUACUGAGUUGGCCAUGGCAAAAUAUUGAUUUUUGUGGUCAAUUAACCAUUUUUCUUUUGUGGAAUUUGUGUGCUUGGGGUUGUUGUCUUGCUGGAAGAUCCACUGGUGGCCAAAUUCAAGCCUCCUGGCAGAGGCAACCAGGUUUUUGGCUAAAAUGUCCUGGUCCUGGGUGAAGUUCACGGCACCUUUUGACCUUAAUAUUUUACACAAGGUAUGGGGUUCAUUCUUUUGACACAAAGCACCAUGGGUUUGAGUGGUCAAACAGCCUCAGUACUUUUAUCUUUACUCAUCUUUAUCAAGGGUGCCUAUAAUUUUGGACCUGACCGGACAUCUGCACCAUAAGACCAGAUUGUUUAGCUAUUUAUUUAAAAAGGGACUUCCUCGCUGUAAAAUGAAAUUCACAACUAUUUGUUUCCUUCCCACGAAUGAAUGCUACAUUUCUAAUCUUGUUCAUCUUUAUCUGCCAAUGACAAAGUUACUGGUUAUGAAAGAUGCACUGCUUAGAGUAUUAAUAUCCUAGUUCAUCAAAAUGCUAGAAAUAUACUUAGAUGUGUGGACAUUUGCACUGCCUCCAUCUCUCAGGCUUGCAAUUGUAGGGUGUGAAAGCUUAAAGGGAUACUUUAGGAUUUUGGCAAUAUAGCCCUUAAUUUAGUUUCCAGAGUCAGAUUAAUUGUCUGAUUGUAGUUUGAAGAAAGUUGCUAACUACCAUUAGUGCAAUGCCUGGAAGUCAAUGGUAACUGCUAGCAUGCUAGUAGAUCCCAUAGACUUCCAGUCAUUGCGCUAAUGGUAGUUAGCAUUGGCUCGCAAAACUACCUCUAACUUCUUUCAUACUGGAUGCAGAGACAUAMAAAUGGUGUCCGUGAGUUCAUCAGACUCUGGCGACGUAGACAAAGGGCUUCAUUGUUCAAAAUCCUGAAGUAUCCCUUUGACCACAAAUUAUAACUGACUAUGCUCUGAGUUUGUUUUUAAGGAUGCUAUGCUGCUCCAGGAAAGUGUGCUGUUGAAAAAUGUACAGUAGCGCACAUCUCCUACAGAAUUGUAAACAAGUUGCUACCUCACUUCAAAGCGACGUAUUAAACUCAAUUGCCUUCGUAUAGGUUUGUGAAAAUGUCUUGCCUUCCCCAAAUAGGAUUUCCUGUGUCAGUACUACAAAUGUUUCUACCAUUUUAACUGAUCAGCACUGAAGAUUCCUGAUAGUUUAUAAUUAUUGAUUUAAUACUCGAGUAUUGUAAAUAUGUUUGCAUAAAAUGUAUGUGUAGUUGAUGGUGGUUUGGAUUGUGUGCACUUACCACCUUAACAGGCAAAUGUACCUUAUGUUCUCCAAUUACUGGGGGACAGAAAAUAGUUAUCCAUUUAGAUUAAAAAUAAGAUGCUGUGUAUGAAGGCAAUGGGUAUACUACCAUGUAUAAAGUAUGUUUUUUGUUUCCUCUGCUCACUGCCACCAACCAUCUGCUUGUAAUUUCACAACUUUUUUAWUGUUACUUUCAAUAAACUGUUUGCUUUUGAUUGCA
This is a messenger RNA of Salvelinus sp. IW2-2015, 4610 nucleotides long. RefSeq names its product mitochondrial inner membrane m-AAA protease component AFG3L1-like. Gene Ontology annotation, molecular function: ATP binding; zinc ion binding; ATP-dependent peptidase activity. Gene Ontology annotation, biological process: mitochondrial protein processing. The record is from RefSeq and is a predicted model, not a curated record. NCBI's taxonomy places the organism in Eukaryota, Metazoa, Chordata, Actinopteri, Salmoniformes, Salmonidae. Gene Ontology annotation, cellular component: membrane; m-AAA complex. The transcript is spliced from 16 exons. Bases 142 to 2385 code for a protein of 747 amino acids.